GCCCCCGCGUCCGCAGCCGCCGCCGGACUCGCUGCUGGACGAGCUGGUGACGCGCAGCGCCGCCUUCCCGCUGCCCUGGCCCGUGCCCGGCGUCCGCUGCGCGCGGCUCCUCCAGAAGCCGGACAUCGACAAGGAGACGCUGGUGCGGAACGUGGACUCCGCGUACCCGGUGAUGCACGAGAAGGUGCUGUACCUGCUGGUGAGCUUCCUGGAGUUCAAGCGGCAGCACGGCUCGGCGCCGGAGCGUUCGCUGUACGCCGACAUGUCGGUGCUCGGCCUGGUCGACCGCCUGCUGCAGCGCCGCGCCGCCGCCUUCUACGGCGACAGGGACGUCUACCUGCUGCAGGAUGGAACCAAGGGCAACGGCGGCUGGGAGCUGGUGGGUACGGACGAGGAGCGGCCGCCCCUGGUGCUGAGCGCCUGCCUCAGCUACGACGAGAUCAAGCUGUCCGCACUGCUCUCCGUUUCCUCGCACUCCGUCUUCACCAACGACGGCUGCCGCAACAAUCGCGGUGCUGAGACAGACGACGUCGGCAGCUUCCAGCGCCACGGAGUCAUCAUCGGGAUCAUUGGCAGCCGCCUCAGGCGCCCCGGCUUCAUGGAGUAUCAGGAAUUAAUUGUAUCUAAAAAACAAAAUGUGGCAGACAAUGGCUAUGGUCAUGAUACCUCAGCAAGCUUGCCAGCAUGCAAGUGGCGGCAGAUAUUUGCAGCUUUCUAUGGAGUCCAGCCUAACUUCCCUCUCUAUGAAGAAGCUUUGGAAAUGCACCAAAAAGAUGUCAAACAAAGUGGAGUGGUGAGAGGCAGUGGUGGUAUUGAUCGCUAUGUGGAGCUGCAGUUAGGGGAUAGAGAUACUCUACUGUUUGACAAUAUGUUGUACCAGCGGCGAAUGUCUGUCAGCUUUGAAACUCUGCUACUGGAAGCUGCAUCUCGUGCUGAGGCUGCUGGAACCACUGCCCUAGUGCACAUUGUGGGAGCAGGCCUUGGAGUAUGGCGCAUUUCAAAGCAUCAGGAACGCCAUUUCCUUGACGCAUUUGCUAGUUGCAUUCAGCGUCUGCUACCAUCACUUUCACAUAUUUCUGAGGUGCGAUUUGCCUGGUUUUCGGAGGGUGCAACACUGCGUGGUGUUGGAGAUGGUGGCCGCGUGGGUCAUGUAAGAGUGCGAUUUUCACAAGCUGAGCCGCAGUCGCGGCUGGUAGACAAUCCUGAGCAGCUGCUUGUAGUUUCAUAUGCAUGGGAUGGCAAUGCGCUGCCAGGGAAUGAAUUUUGGUGUGGCAGCUUGACAUCUUCUGGUGACCCAGCAGCUGCCUGCUGCAGCCAGAUCACUGAGCUUCAUACGGCAAGUAUCAACAGUGACAGAGUCUGCGCUAGAAACCUCCACAUCGCAAGUUCUGUGUGGGGUGUGUUGCAUGUGAGUGAAUACGCACGUCGCAUGCUCAAGGCAACCACUAGUGGAGGUGGACAGCCACCGGACAGUGACUAGAAAGAAGGAACAUCACACCUCCAUAACAUGUGAUUUGAAAUUACAUGUAAAUAUUACUGUUCCCAUCAGUCCUUGGAGUAUUAUUACAACAGGAGAUGAAUAAUUUCAUGGAUUAAUUUAACUUAUUGUGAACUGUGGGAGGCACCUGCAACAGCAAGACUAGAGAGAUUUUGGCAGAGGAUUUUUCUGUACUUAUUUCAUAAAGCAAGGGAAUAGAUUUUUGCCUCAAAGUGAUUGAAGUGUGAAUAAUAUACUCAUAAUUUUUACCCUAGGUGUUGCCUUCCAAUGUUUAAAGCUGUAAUGUGGGAGACAAGUUUCGUGAUGAUAUUAGAAAUGUUGUCAAGAGUAAAGGAUUGCAGAUUUGGAUAGACAGAGCUUUAUUUCAUUCCAAAAUAGCCACUGUCAUUGCAAGCAUACUGAGUUUAUACUGUUCCAUGAGAUUAACUAUUAGAGAGAAUUUAUGCAGAAUAAAAAUUGAUGGUUUUAAAGAAAAUAGUAUGUAAGCUUAAGGAAUUUUAAUGUUGAGAUCAUCAUAAAAAUAUGUAUGAUCAUUUUGCUUGUGUAUGAGCCAUUUUAAUUUAGUUCAAGUUAGGAUAUUCCUAUUACUCAUUAGCUGCCUAUAGAUAUCUUUUCUUUACUUUUGAAACCUCUCAUGUGAGGCAAGAUCAACUGGAUUAACUGUUGGGAGCCUGACUGUAUAAGAAAGUAAAUAGAGCAUUUUUAGUGCUAGUUGUUACGUCCACUGGGGUACUGGAUAUCAGUCAGGUAAUAUAAAGAUGUGUUCUUUGCUGCAGAUUAAAAUUGUACUGUGUGUGUGUGUUUUCAUAAGACUGAAACAGCACAAAAGAAUUUAUUGACUGUUAAAUCUGGCUUCAUGAUCAUGGUUACUCUCUAGAAAACUUAGAUUUGCUAUUCUUUGUUAGCAGUCUAGUAAUAACACGAGUGUCUGUAUCUUGCAGAUUGUAAGGAGAGUUCAUGCUGCUGGAUGCUAGAUUCUGUAUCUUACAGAUGGGUGUGACUUGAAGAAAGAGGAUUUUUAUAAAAACAAAUUGAGGACAAACAUAACUUAAAUUUAUCCUGUUUUUUAAUUGUUAGAGCUCCCUUUUUCAUCAUCUUACAUAACCACAAUCUUAUAAAAAGAAAACUGGAUUAAUAAGAAGUGAUCAAAUUACAAAAUAUAGUGACUAAACAGUUACAGUAGCAUAAUGCCUUUUUGCCAUGACUGGUUUCAGUGAAUGUUUAGUCGUUGUGAGCACGUUCAAUCAGCAGACCAUCAUCAGACAGAUCUGAAGCAUCAGUAAUUAGGGCAUCGAGGUAAUACUGAAACAUAUCCCUCAACUGUUGAGCAGAGACUUCUGCUGCACCAAGUAAAUGUGACUGAGACAAUUUUUUACAAAUUACUAAGUAGUCAUCACCAGCUUCCCAUGAAAUGUCCUACCUUUAAUGAGUUGUGGUGAAUGAAGUCUCUCUAGAAUAAGUAUUCCUGAAGCACACAGUUGCAUACAAAUGUACUAGUUAAAGAUGCAGAAUCUGCACUAGACACUGUGAGUCCAUGCUCCUCAGACUCAAUAUGUGUGGAAGAAACUGUAAUUCCCCUAUUUUUUGAAAUGUAGUUUUUCAAUUAAUAAAAUUACACAGUGACUGCACUGAAUUACUGUUGUGAUUGUUGCAGCAAUCAUAUUCAGAUUAUAAUUACUAGCAUGUCAGUAUAUUAACAAGUUAUUACAUGUUCAGGUGCAAAACUGAAUUCGAUACAAUGGAAUAACUGUGUGAUUUUGUUGACUGAAUAAACAUAAAAGUGGUAUAUCUUUUCAGCACAACACAGUACAUUGCUCUCCAAAAAUUUCCUGUUGUAUGUGUAUGCUGUUAUAUGCUUCAUAACUAUUCUAGAAGUACGCUCAUUGUUCAGAUAUUCAUUAAAAGUAACAUUUUGUGGAAACCUGAUUAUGAGCAGUCACUACUCGAAAGAGGUCAUGGCAAUACUGGAUUGUGCAAUUAGAACUGCUUUUAAAUUACAACAGACUUCUACACUUAAUGAUAUGUCCUUGCAUCUUAUAGUAAUCAUGGAAAAAACAGUUAAUUAUAGAAAUAAAAUUUGUAUAUAUUUACUGGAUGAACCAUGGAAGCAAUGUGAGUCUGUUCAAAUGAAUCCUUAGUUAAAAUACAGCUUCUAUUCCUUUCCGAUACCAAAAUGUUCAUGUUGUUGCCUGCUGGUUUUUAGUAAAAACUGAACAGAUUAUUUUCAGUCGCUGGUUUUCUCAUCCUCACAGGGAUGAGGAAUGGAGGAGUAAUAGCCUGCAGGCAUAAACAUUACUGAUUAAAAAAGUUAUGGUUUCUGUCAUGGGAUUAUCUAACAUUUAACAGUGUAAAAUGGUAGGGAUACAGAGCUAAACUGAAUGUGUAAGAGUUUCUGUCACUGGACAUGAAAACAUUUUCAUUUGGUGCCACUUGUUGUCAACAAAAGAAUUUUUUCUGUUGAAAAAUUGCAGUUUUAACUAUAGUGCUUUACAUCAUUUAUCUCAAAUUUAACAAGACAUGUUAUUUGAACGAUAGUCAUCAUGCUGAAGAAUUUUAAAUGGCUUAGCUAUUACUUUGAUGAGGGUACCCAAAUGUAUCUAGUAAUAUGGAAGUUCUUUUUACAUGAGUAAUAUUAUUUUAAUAUGUGGUGACCAUUCCUGUAUUUUGUUAAAAAUAUAUUUCAUUGUGAACUAAAAUAAAAUGUUUAUAGCUUUUAGUCUUUCUACUGUAUGGUGCUCUUUGAUUAUUCAUGUUUGCAACCACUGCUUGGAACUAGUGCCUUUGCUUGCUUUACGAUGGAGGAAUCUAAUUUAUAUACUGUAAGUUACUUUAUGUGAAUUAUUGUGUAAUGUCGUUAUAGUUGUCUGAUACUGACAGCUUCAUAUCAUCAUCUUGCCUCAACUUCUGAUAUAUUCAUGCCAAAGAAUUACAGUAUUGUUCUUUCAUGCAUGAUUUCUCUGUUUUGAGAUAGUAUCACCUGGAGUUACUAUCCAUGACUAUACUGCACUUGUCCAAAUUUUUUUAGUAACUAUUUUUCCGUGUUACACAAUACGAACUAUAUUUCAUUGAACUGUUUUGUAUGAUAAACUGUAGAUACCAUUAUGUAUUUGUAAAGGCUUUAUUUAAUGUUUGUGUCUAAUUUGUCUCUUUUUUUAUAUAAAAAGAAUUCACUUUUGACCAUUCAUGACAAUUUAUGAAGUUUAAAUGUUGUAGGAAAGUUCUUGUAGAAUGUAGAACAUAAAUACUUUUGGAUUGGAGGAGACCACUCAUUGAAAAGCAGAUGCAUUGAGUUAUCCAUAGACACACACACACAAAAGAAAGAAAUCUUUGGUAGCUUUUGGAGAUAUUGAUGUUCUUUGACAAGCUAGAAUAAAAGACACACACACACACACACACACACACACACACACACACACACACACACACAGAGAGAGAGAGAGAGAGAGAGAGAGAGAGAGAGAGAGAGAGAGCCACUA
This is a messenger RNA of Schistocerca serialis cubense, 4974 nucleotides long. RefSeq lists its product as uncharacterized. The record is from RefSeq and is a predicted model, not a curated record. The coding region runs from base 173 to 1480 and encodes 435 amino acids. The transcript is spliced from 7 exons. Lineage: Eukaryota; Metazoa; Arthropoda; Insecta; Orthoptera; Acrididae.